AUGGUUGAAGGCCACAUCGGUGGUGGUUCCUACUCACAAGAUACCUUCCCGAUUGAAGUUGAGGCCCUCUGUGCCAUGGGGCCACGGGAACCUCUUCAAGGCCCUGAAAACGUGGGCCACCAGCAGUCUGCAGUCACUGAUUCACGACUGGAGGUGUACGACCGACUAUCCCCUCUCCUGUUUCAACUCACGCGAGACAGCCAGGCUCUAAAACGUGUCAAACUACGUUCUGGAGCUGAACUAGAGUCGGUCUUCUUUUCCGUGUCUGCAUUAUGCGAUAUAAUUCACACCAUAGCGCUAUCUGAGCAAGGCCUAGGACUACAGAGCUGCGGCUUCUACAGUUUUCAGUCGCGCAAUGAAACCGUUGUUCUAGCUCUUACAGCGGUGCUCAUAGUUCUUGAGAUCUACGAGCUGCUUGCACACAACGCCAUCAAUGACAUGCCGCUUCUGGAGCAAACCAAAUCAGGAGAGCGUGAGGUCCUGCCCAUUUUCUCCUCGGGCCAACAAUCUCCUUCCUCACACGCAAGCCCCGGUCGCGGGCUGCACACAUACGGGCGUCUAGACACCGUGGUUCGGUACACCGUCAUGGACUUUCACCUAGGGCAACUGCGGCGGCUCCUGGAGUUCAACAUGGAGGGUUCUACGUCCUGGCAGCCAAAUGCCAUAUAUCAUUUAGAGUCAACCAGGGGGCGGCUUGAUGCCCUACGGAUGUGGAUUCAAGACUUGGUUAGCCAGGCAUGA
Messenger RNA from Aspergillus tubingensis, 741 nucleotides. RefSeq lists its product as uncharacterized. The transcript has a single exon. Lineage: Eukaryota; Fungi; Ascomycota; Eurotiomycetes; Eurotiales; Aspergillaceae. The coding region runs from base 1 to 741 and encodes 246 amino acids. The record is from RefSeq and is a predicted model, not a curated record.